AUGAAUCGCACUAUCAUGGAGAAGGCAAGGAGCAUGCUGUACUACAAGGGUAUCGACAUGCAGUGGUGGGCAGAGGCGGUCAGUACGGCUGUGUACUUGAUCAACAGAUCCACAAACUCUGCAAAUUCGGACGUAACACCGUUCAAGGUUGGUUUCAAGAUAAAGCCGAGUAUUGAGCAUUUGCGUGUGUUUGGAUCGCAAGGGUAUGCUCACAUUGACGACGCCAAGAGGACGAAGCUCGAACCAAAGAGUUACCGGUGUAUGUUCCUCGGAUAUGCGGAGAACACCAAGGGAUACAGGGUGUUCAAUCUGGAAAGGUCGAAGGUUGUCAUAUCGCGCUCCGUAAAGCUGGACGAGCGGGAAGUUGAAGGCAUAUACGACACGGUGGUACCAGAUAAAAUACCAGUCGUCAAGUAUAUAAGAAACAAAAAAAAAUGA
Messenger RNA from Peronospora matthiolae, 438 nucleotides. The record is from the annotation of a GenBank genome assembly. Lineage: Eukaryota; Oomycota; Peronosporomycetes; Peronosporales; Peronosporaceae.